Molecule: messenger RNA, 1379 nt
Organism: Trematosphaeria pertusa
Lineage: Eukaryota; Fungi; Ascomycota; Dothideomycetes; Pleosporales; Trematosphaeriaceae
Exons: 3
Coding region: 376-1221 (281 amino acids)
Source: RefSeq, a predicted model, not a curated record
AGUACCUAGGUAAGCCUCAUCCUAAAGUCCAGAUCCCCUUAGCCGCUUUUAUAGCACGGCGCCAAGAAAUGAAGCAUCUCGUAGCGGAACCUCUGGAUCGGGGCGAUUGGCCAUAUCCAUCCGAGACAAAUGCACCUCCAAUACCUCGCAAUCUGGUUGAUCCCGAGGAUCUGACUGGCGAACCCUUCUCGCACGAGUCGGCCCCUGUUUUAUACUGCCGCCCCCAAUUUUGCACAUUAAGCGGCCGGACGAAGCACAGCCCGGCGGGACGCCUUACACAACCUCAACUUCGAACCGCAGACUUCCCUAGAUCUCCUCCGUGGAGCAUUCACGUAACCCCUCUUCUCUCUCUCUCUUCCCUCUCAUGCUACAACAAUGAUCUCCCUUCUCCUUCUCCUCUCUCCUGCACUCGCGCUAGCAGCACGCUCCUGCUACUCCCGCAACGGCACCCUAAUUGACUCGCCCGCGUACCAGGCCUGCAACAACGACACCUCGCACGACUCCGUCUGCUGCGGCAUCAACCACUCCGGCGCGGGAGACACGGGCGUCGCAGACGAUACAUGCGAGACGAAUGGACUAUGCCAGAACUGGGCUGGAGAUGAUGGAACCGGCGAUCCGCCGAUGCUGUGGUGGAGGCAGGGUUGUACGGAUCCUACGUGGGCGAGCCCAUAUUGCUUGAAGGAUGUUUGUAAUUUCGGGCUGUGGCAGAAUGACAAUGCGCCUGUGCAGAAAUGCGGUGAUAACCAGUGGUGCUGCGGCGACGCGAAUUGCUGCAGUAUAACGACGAGCGUGUUCGCGCUCGCUGCAACCGUCGGACCGACAUCGGCAUCGACAUCAGCAUCGGCUUCUCUACCUACUUCUGCUCCAGCCACAACGACCCCUCCCACAUCCACGCCUACGUCUACAUCGCCACCCGCACCCGCCAACAAUAUCCUCACCACAGGAGCAAAGGUCGGCGCCGGGCUCGGUGUCGGCCUAGGUGUCAUCAUGCUCGGCAUCAUCGUCGUUCUCGGGUUGAAGCUAAGGCGAAAGAGGAAAACGGCCGAUAUACCGCCGCAGAAUGGAGGAGCGGGCGAGAAACAGAGCGCGACGGUGUAUGGAUAUCACCCUGUGUCGCCUCCGCCGGCGGAAUUGCAUGGGCAAGCCCUUGCUGCGGAGAUCGGUGCGGAGCGGCAGAGAGCGGAGUUGGAUGGGGAUAGGGAUGGAGCGGGAAGGAGGUGAGAAGGUUGGUUUGGAGAGAGAUAGGAAGAGAUUCUAGGGGAUACUUAAGGGGAGAUCAGUAUCUCGCCGGGCGUCCGAGACGGCUGAUGCGCCUGAGUCCGCAUUUUCGCCUGCCUUCCGGACGCGCCAGGGCCAGUGAAGUGGUGCAAAUAGAUAAC